CCGAUGGCAGGACAGGUCAUGAGACAGCUGAGCGGAUGAAAUCAUGGAGCCUGCGCCGAGGUCGGACAAGGUACGAUUGGGACUUCAUGGUGAUGGAGACUUGUCGGCCCGAUCCCCCAAACAGGGGAAAGGCAAACAGGCUGUAAGUUCAGCACCAGGCUCCCGCUCGGGGCUAGAACCAGGCUCUGUGUCAGGGAGUGGGCCUGCACCAGCGCCUAAAUUGUCUGGAGGUCAAGUGUCGGUGUCAAGGCCAGGUUCAAAGCUCAAACCUGGCACAGCAGCAGACAAAGGAGCAACCCGUGGUUCAGCGACAGCUCCAGGGGGUAAAACCCUGUCUAUGGAGAACAUCCAGUCUUUGAGUGCUGCCUAUGCAACUUCAGGCACCAUGUACCCCUCUGAGCGAGAUUCUUUGGAACCCUCUGGAGGGUAUCCCAAAGGCACCAUGACUUUGGGCAGGAGCACCAGCCGUUCCUCCUACACUAACCAAACAGCCAUGGGCAGCACCCCAAACAUCACCUCCUCUGGCCUACAUCACCCUUCAGACCCCUACGGAGACCAAACCUUGCAUCCUGCAAGGACUUCCAGUCUGCGGCGCCAGUCUGGGAGACAUCCGCAGGCACCUGAUUUGGCUGGACGGGGAGAAGUUUCCUCAUUUGAUCUCCAGUCUCAGCUGAGGGAGCUGCAGAGGGAGAAUGACAACCUGAGGAGAGAACUGGAUGGAGAGAGGGAUGGAAGGACGGGUCCAAGCAUGAACAAUGUCAACUUCUGGAGCCCAGAUGUGAAAAGAGACAAGGGGGUUAGGCGGGAGGAGGGGGUGAGGACCUCGGUUUUGAAGGAGCAGUACAGGACUAAUCAAGACGAUUCGCAGCCUGGGGAUAUAAGAAGAAUCAAGCAGCUUCCAUUGACAGUUCAGGAACUUCAGGAGGAGCUGAGGGCUCACAGGGAGAUGAACAGUCGCUUGCAGCAACAGCGACAGCAAGGGCACUCUGGCUCCUAUCGAGAACUCCAUACAGACCAGGACCACAGAGGGGGGCUCAGCCCUGGCCACAGCCCCAGACAAAGCUCCAGCAACCUGCACGGUCCUGAGCCGAAGAAUAGCCCGAGAGCCAGCCCAUCCAACACCUACAAUCCCAGGCAACAGGAAGCUGACGUCAUCAUUCACAGCCCUGGUUAUGGCUGUAACACUGCAGUAGCUGCACAGAGAAUCAGCCCGGCCAACACCCUUCAGCCUGGGCCGAGAAACAGCUCAAAUCAGACCUUCUACACUCCUAGCCAAGGUCCGGUGGUAGCACCCAGCUCUAGUUCUCUGCGGCCCUGCGGCCCCUGCCAGGUGCUGGGGUGUGACGGCUUCUCCUCGCCUCCUCCUCUGGAUCCAUCAGAGGAUAAUUUCUUCCGGCUUCAGUCGGAGCACGAGCGGCAGGCCAAGGAGCUGUUCCUGCUGAGGAAGACCAUGGAAGAGAUGGAGAUGAGAAUGGAUUCUCAAAAACAGACUCUGGGAGCCCGGGACGAGAGCAUCCAGAGGCUGCUGGAGAUGCUUCAGGGCCAGGGCCAGGGCCAGGGCCAGGGCCAGGGCCAGGGCCAGGGCCAAGGUCAAGGUCAGGGACACUGGGGUCGAGGACAGCGGACAGGCAUCAUAACUAUGGCGGCGCAGGAGGCCGAAGUGCAGCUGGAGAACAUGCAUGUGAGAGAGAUUGAGCAGCAGAAGCAGGAGCUGAACAGGAAAGAGUCCGAGAUGCAGGCUCUUCAGACUAAACUAGAAACACUGACUAAUCAGAACUCCGACUGCAAGCAACACAUUGAGGUGCUAAAGGAGUCGCUGAGCGCCAAGGAACAACGGGCCAACACACUGCAGACAGAGGUAGAUGCUCUGCGAGUGCGUCUGGAGGAGAAGGAGCAGUUCCUGACCAAGAAGACCAAGCAGCUGCAGGACCUGACCGAUGAGAAGAGCACUCUAACUGGAGAGAUCAGAGACAUGAAGGACAUGCUGGAUGUCAAGGAGAGGAAGGUUAAUGUCCUGCAGAAGAAGAUUGAGAACUUGUUGGAGCAGUUAAAGGAUAAGGACAAACAGCUGGCUGGGUUGAGGGAAAGGGUCCAGGGCCUUCAGACUGACUCCAGCAACACAGACACAGCGCUGACCACACUGGAGGAAGCUCUAUCAGAAAAGGAGCGAGUAAUUGAGAGUCUGCGUGAGCAGAAGGAGCGAGAAGACAGGGUUCGUCUGGAGGAGCUGGAACAGAUGACAAAGGAGAACCAGGUAUUAAAGGACAGACUUUCAGCCCUGCAGCCCCAGAAACUGUCCCAGACUCAGCCUGCUAACUCCGUCCUGACUCAGAACCAGAGGCCCGAUGGAGCGGUUACGGCCAAAGUAGAUGGGCCUCCAGCAGGAAGUCCCAUGACCCAAACGGAACAAACAGUCCUGAAGUGUCCAGACAUCACAGAUCGUCUGAAGCUUCUGGAGCAGGAAGUGGCUCGCAACAAAGAGGAAUCUGGGAAGUCACAAUCGGAAGUUGAGAGGCUAAUGAGAGCUCUAAGGGAUGCUGAGAUGGACAAAUUAUGCAAGGAGAAGAAAAUCGCUGAACUUGAGAGACCUGGGCAAAUGAAGUCUCCUAACAUCCAGAAGCAGACAAUGGUUGGUGAGAUGAGGAAAGAUGCCCAUACUGACAGACAUCCACACUCUUUAUCACAGCCCCUUGAGCUUCCUCUUUCAGCUUCCCAGGAUGCCAUGCGGGAGACGGCGGAGGGGAUUAUGGAGCUGGAGAGGGCACUGAGGGAGAGCAUGAACACCUCCGCACAUAGGGAGGCUCUCUGGGUGCAAGAGGAGACUGCUCGUGUUCAGGCCCAGAGACAGUUGGAGGAGCUGAUGGGGGCUUUAGAGAAGACCCGCCAAGAGCUGGAUGCCACUAAACUGCAUCUGUCAUCCACUCAGCAGUCCCUGCACGAGAGAGAUGGACACCUUAAUAGUCUUCGGCAGGAGAGACGCAAACAGCUGGAGGAGAUUCUGGAGAUGAAGCAGCAGGCUUUGCUGGCAGCCAUCAGUGAGAAGGAUGCUAACAUCGCCCUGCUGGAGUUAUCCUCCUCCACAAGGAAAAAAUCCCAGGAAGAAGUGAUGGCCCUGAAGAGAGAGAAAGACAAACUCAUGCACCAGCUCAAACAGCAGACUCAGAGCAGAAUGAAGCUGAUAGCGGAUAACUACGAGGAAGAGCACAUUCACCCUCAACAUCAUCCUCACCAUUCUCACCACAUGCAUCCAGUAAACAUGCAUCACCGAAGCCUGCCAAGAGGGCCCCCCCAUGCCAACCACCGACCCCCUUUGGACCAGGACGAUGAAGAGGGAAUAUGGGCAUGAUGACCAUCUUCAUGGAAACCCUGCAUCCAUUUGUUCACACUUCUUGUAGAGCCAGGUACCAAGAGGUUCAAGAGCUUCAACAGCAAGCCUACACACUGAACCGGCCUAUAAUUCCCCACCAUCAUGAUCCCCCAGACAUACAUAUAAGCAUACAUAUAUGGACAAGCUCAGCGUUCAGCCGGUCAGAGAUUAUACCGUCUUACCGAUGAAUGUCACCUCCGCUGACAAAUGCAGUGGCCCACUGAGGGUGGGUGAAUGUCCCUCCCAGGAGCAUCUGUCAUCAGUGUGGACCUACAAGGUAUUGGCAAGCGGCCUUCAUUUCCCAUGCUGUUUUCAAUAGACUGUGAGCUAGAUUGAUUUUACAGUACUGCGGUGCUACAGAGUUCUGGCUUCACAUCAACCGGCAAUCACUCCACCACCGUCGACUACUGGUGUGGCGAAGCCGAGCCAGUGGAACUAGCCGUAAACCCAUGCCAAUCCUGGACUGGUUUAUGAUGGCAUGAAUGUGUUUGCUUCUGACGUUUGUAAAUAUAACAACAUGGACCUCAAAAUCCACAAUCCACAGAAACCUUCUCAAUGUACCGUGCCAAAGGAGACAACCCUGUCUGCUGAAACAAAUGACUGAAAUGUGUCUGCAUCUGCAUCAUUCGGGCUACCCGGUAAACCGCCCUAGUUACUAAUUUCUUUCACUAUCUCGCACUUGCUGAGAGAUCAACCAAAAAAAGGCGAAUUUGGGUUUACAGAUGCCCCAUCAAAACAGUUUGAGGAUCAGCUUACACCUUCUCUAAAAUCAGGACCCUUAUUUACAGGGAAGGAGUCACAGCUGACCUCAAAUCAGCCAUCUUACUGUAAGAACAGUCUGUUUAUAAAUUUCUCCUUGUGUUCUUUUAGCCUGCUGUGCAUUUGUUAAAUGAACCAAUAUCAUGUUAUUAGCUUUUCUACAUCCGGAACAGUUUUGAGUGCCACUCUUCUUUUUUUGGAAGUUUUAACAGCUGCGUGUGACUUAGCACGCAAUGAGUGAUGUAUUAUUUUGUUGUUUAUUUGUUGAUCCUUUGAAUCUGAGUGGCGAGUCUGUUUAUUAUGAAGUGACGUGCGUCAUUACUUUUUUCACUGUGCUGGAGGUUGAUGAGAACUGACAGUGUUGUGUUUUGAUUCAACAGUAUAACAGUGUUUCCAUUUGGCCCUUAUACCUAACAUGUACAUUUUUUGUACAGUGUGUGUGUGCAUGUGUGUGUGGUUUCACGCUGCUCUCGUGUUUGUGAUGACUGUGAAAGUUUGAGGGGUAACAGUAUUCACCCUUGACUUGUUCCACAGUGUUUUGCCGUGGUCAGCUGGUUUCUUUUGUUUGAAUAAAAGUUCUUUUCACAAGAA
This is a messenger RNA of Cyclopterus lumpus (lumpfish), 4717 nucleotides long. Its product is annotated as ERC protein 2-like. Gene Ontology annotation, molecular function: structural constituent of presynaptic active zone. Gene Ontology annotation, cellular component: cytoskeleton of presynaptic active zone. The coding region runs from base 44 to 3346 and encodes 1100 amino acids. The record is from RefSeq and is a predicted model, not a curated record. Lineage: Eukaryota; Metazoa; Chordata; Actinopteri; Perciformes; Cyclopteridae. The transcript is spliced from 18 exons. Gene Ontology annotation, biological process: regulation of synaptic plasticity; maintenance of presynaptic active zone structure; neuromuscular synaptic transmission.